AUGAAUACUCUCAAAGACUCCAAAUCUGUCAACUCGCCGGACCCUGAUAUGUACGGCAAGAGUGACACGCCCCAAAGCGCCCGCAAGCCAAAAACUCCGCUCAAAAAGGAUGAGUUGGAGAAAAUCGCUAAAGAGCUCAAGUUGAAGCUCUCCAAGGCAUCUGUGGCAGCUAAGCAGCUGCUCACAUCGUCAACAGCUGCAUCCUCUUCCCAAGGUUUACCGCCAGGCUCGCCGCUGACCCUGAUGUCUCCACCCAAAUCGAGCCCUCUCAAGAACUAUUACAUGUGGAAACGGCAAAUUGCAGCCGGAAACACCCCGGCAUUGACCCUGCUGCCAAACUUGUACUCGCCCGACCGCAAGCUGCCCACGCUGACCAAGCCGUCAGUGUUCUUGUCGAGUUCUCCGUUGAAGAGCAUCGCCGAAAGUGGACCGAAUUCCAAGACCAGGAAGAGCUCCAUAGACACUCACUCAGUAUCGGAGCUCAACGACUCACCCAUCAAGAGGCGCCGAGCAGACAGUGGUGCGCCUCUCCGCGUUGAACCUCACAUGGUCUUGGAGGAGAUGCCCGGUGGUUCCGGCUACGCUUCUCCAUCCAAGAGUUCUUUGCACCCGUCGCCUGUUUUGACCUCCAACGCGCUGAACAGAAGGCUGUCACUUGAAACGCCCUUCAAGAAUGCCCAGACAACCCCCACAUUGCCUAAAACGCAGCUUGCAAACCACGAUGCGCUCCUCAAGACUCCUACCCAACCUUCGAGAGACAACUACAACGACCUGGAGGGUGCCGACUUACUCAUGUACUUAGCAACAUCGCCAUCGCCCGCUAAACCGUACGGAACUACUCCCCGUGCGUCUUCGGCCCCCAAUGGCACCACGCUGGCCACGGGUUCCAUGCACAAACCAGCCUCGAGCAAUCUGUUCAUUGCACCUCCUCCUCCACUCACUCCCAAGCGUCCUAUGUUCUCCACUGCAAAGACACCUCAGAGCAGGCUCACUCCUUCCGUUUACGGCAACUUGGCCGUUCCAGGCAGCGCAUUGCCUUCUGCUGGAUUGGCCCUUACCCCCGCAGGCUUCAACAUGAGCGACUAUGUGAAUUUCUUCACUCCAUCGCCAGGAGGAGCAGCAUCACAGGGAUCGGCGAUCAAUAAGAGUUUCUUGAAGACGCCAGACUUUCAUGGGCUCGUUCAGGCCAGUGUGCCGAAGACACCUGUGGAUGGUAAAAUGAUCAAUUUCGAUAAGGUGGGACUCUUUGGACUGUCGGGUACAGAUCCGUCAAAGGAGUAG
Molecule: messenger RNA, 1281 nt
Organism: Sungouiella intermedia
Lineage: Eukaryota; Fungi; Ascomycota; Pichiomycetes; Serinales; Metschnikowiaceae
Source: the annotation of a GenBank genome assembly